AUGGUGGCUGAACACUUGACCAUCCGGAAUCUCACCUCCACGCCAAUCACACUGAAGCGCAUUGAACGCUUUCGCGCGCCGGAGAAAACUCGCGAUAUCGAUAUCGGUGCUCUAGCGAAGAACUUCACCAGACUAGUGACCAAUGUCACCCGCGCUGACGCCCCUGUCGCAACAAUCACGGAUGAUUCCAAACCUUUCCAGCACAAGGACCUCGACAUCCAUGUUGAGCCAUUCAAGACAAUGCGCACAGAGCUGCGCUCAUACAUCGACUCGGACAAGGAGCGAAUCCGCUGGGUAUUCGAGUCCAAGGGCGAGCGACACCAAGUCCAGACUCCAGUGCCAACGACCGAAACAGCCAGCAUGAAGCCGCUGAGCAAGGACGCGAAGCUCCGAUUCACGGGUAUCUUCUCGCCAGCUGAAUCUCAUCUUGCCGUCUUCUCAUCUGCGAACCUGCAUGCGUGGAUGAAGGAGCUCAAAGAUGACACCUUGCUCUCCUCCCUUUCCAUACCAGGAACUCACAACUCCCCAACGUGCCACGUCGCACCACCCUCAGUUCGCUGCCAGGCCGUCAGCCCACGAGAGCAGCUAAAGAACGGCGUGCGCUUCUUCGACAUCCGCGUGCAGCCCAAGUUCCCCAAUGACGCGGCCAAGGACGAACUCGCCCUCGUGCACAGCAACUUUCCUGUCUCCCUGACAGGCGAGAAGUACUUCCGCGACCUGGAGCGCGAAGUCAACGACUUCCUCGAGCACAACCCAUCCGAAACGCUCAUGAUCUCGCUGAAACGCGAAGGACCCGGAACCCACACAGACGAACAACUCAGCCGCAUCAUUCGCGACCACUACGCCCGUCCAGGGAGCAGGUGGUACACCGACCCUAAGAUCCCAACCCUCGGCGAGGCCCGCGGCAAGAUCGUUCUCGUCCGCCGCUUCAACAUGCUCGAGGAACUCAAGGACAUCCACGGCGGCCGCGGCUGGGGUAUCAACGCGACAGGCUGGGCGGACAACUGCGCCAACGCAACCUGCCCCAGCGGGCAACUCAUCAUCCAGGAUUUCUACGAGGUCCUAGAGACACAAAACAUCGACAAGAAAAUCCAGUAUGUAAAAGACCACUGCAAGCGCGCCGGUGAAACAUGCUACCCCUUCGGUGUCCUUCCCGGACCCAAAGCAACAAGAGCCCAUCCAUUCUACAUCAACUUCCUGAGCGCAAGCAACUUCUUCAAGCUGGGCACGUGGCCGGAGAGGAUUGCGGAGAAGUUGAACCCCGCGACAGUUGAUCAUCUCUGUCGCAGGCAUGGGGAGAAAGAGGGGGCCGACUGGUCAACUGGGAUCCUGGUUACGGAUUGGGUUGGGCUCGAUGGAGACUGGGAUCUUGUUAGGGCUAUUGUGGGCUUGAAUGCUAAGCUCAUGGUUAGGCAGAGGAAGCAGGAGAAUGAGCACAAGGAGGAGCAUGAUAAGAAAUAG
This is a messenger RNA of Aspergillus mulundensis, 1461 nucleotides long. RefSeq names its product phosphatidylinositol-specific phospholipase C. Gene Ontology annotation, biological process: lipid metabolic process. The record is from RefSeq and is a predicted model, not a curated record. Gene Ontology annotation, molecular function: phosphoric diester hydrolase activity. The transcript has a single exon. NCBI's taxonomy places the organism in Eukaryota, Fungi, Ascomycota, Eurotiomycetes, Eurotiales, Aspergillaceae. Bases 1 to 1461 code for a protein of 486 amino acids.